Messenger RNA from Fusarium pseudograminearum CS3096, 2322 nucleotides. RefSeq lists its product as uncharacterized. The coding region runs from base 1 to 2322 and encodes 773 amino acids. The transcript has 9 exons. Lineage: Eukaryota; Fungi; Ascomycota; Sordariomycetes; Hypocreales; Nectriaceae. The record is from RefSeq and is a predicted model, not a curated record.
AUGCGUUUAGUUAGGUUCAGGCAAGGCGUAUUCCCAAAAAGACCCUUGAUCUUUGGCAUUGUAGAAACUCGUGACAAGAGAUCGCAACAAUUCAGUGCUUGGUAUAUACAGCAACAGACAACUUUACAUGUUAUAUCAUCUAUGCAGAGGAUAUGUAAUAUGAUCUACAAAUCAGAUUAUCCCGAUAAAACGGCGAUGGAUGGACAACUUGAAAUGGGUAAAAUAACACAGUCUCCCCAGCCCGUUAAUGCAGAUGACGAUCAGCGUCAGCGGUUCCUCCUCUGCAUCACUUCGAGAGAUUCAUCAACAGAAGAUGGAACAAUCGAAGAGAAAAAGUUUGAGGAGUAUGCUGCCUUGCGUAAAAAGGAAACUGAGCUCGAGGGAAGUAUCCGACAAAGCAAGCGGGAGCUAGAGGUUGACAACCUGAGGGACCUUGCGACAUAUAUACACAAAGCCAACACGAAGCCUCUAAAGGCUAGAAAGUCAAUUGGUAAACUCAUUGACAAGCGCCAUGUCUUUGUCUUAGAGAUAGAAACCAGCUACAAACUUCAUCACGAACAAUGCAUCGAAAAGUAUGAAGACCUGCAGAAACCGGCACUCUUGGGCUGUCCUGGUUGUAUCCUUCUUCAGGAGGCAUGGGUCUGGUGCAUUCCCGAUGAGAAGUUGCGCUCAAAGGCAUGGCUUACCUUCAACAUCGACACAUCUAAGAUGUAUUUUCAUCUCUUCACCAGUCGUGUCAUUGAUCUAGACAUUUUCACUCUUCCAGAUACCGAGGAUUAUAUACGGCUCGUGAAUGUGGCCAACGUCCGCUACGCCUGUCUGAGUCACUGCUGGGGUAGCACUCGAUCGAAACACUUGACGAAACAGGAAAACAUACUGAACAAUGAGUCAGGCAUACCUCUACUUGAACUACCCAAGACAUUCCAGGACGCCGUUCAUAUAACCAAGGCGCUUGGGAUUCGCUAUUUAUGGAUUGAUACUUUUUGUAUCAUCCAAGACGACGAGAAGGACUGGGAAACCCAGGCGUCACUGAUGGCAGCAAUCUACGAGAAUGCAUACAUCACUCUAGCAGCAGGGGCAAGUGACAAUGAUGAUGGUGGGUUCUUCGCAAAGUCUCGUGACAAAUUCACAAAACUGCACAAAUUUCACUUGGAUGUCGAUGGCAUUGACCAUGAAAUUCACAUGAGGCACGCUGUUCCACAUCCAGGUCAAGGAUGGCCAUGCGGAGAAGUGUUACCCUUGAUGACUCGUGCUUGGACUAUGCAAGAGCGUAUACUUGCCAAGAGAUAUCUGUGCUUUGCACAAAAUGAGAUUUUUUGGGAGUGCCAGGAGGAUGUUUCUUGCUGUUGCACAAUAGCAGAAGGCCCUUUCAACCCCUGUGAUGGGAAGCCGAAAUUCCAUGGAUGUCAACCAUUGAAGUACCAAUGUUCGCUGUUGAAUGAUUUGUCAUCGGAUGACCUCGCAAAUGUCUGGCGAGACCUCGUUGAGGAAUACUCUGGAAGGGACCUGACAAAACCAAGUGACAAGUUGCCUGCUCUCGCAGGACUUGCAGAGAAGUUCCAGCGAACAUUUGGCUCGCCUUAUCUGGCUGGCCUAUGGCUCAAGAAUCUUCGCAAAGAGUUGGCUUGGCGAACUAUGGGGGACGAGGCCUCGUUCGGCCGCGUUCGAAAAGGUCCUUCAUGGACGUGGGCGGCGGCUUGUGAUUCACGGAUCACUUGGCCGUCCAUAACAUUGCACAAAACCUUCCAAGUCAAGGGUACACCUAUCCAUGACGGGACGCACAGAUUCAAUUUGCACUCGUAUGCCAUGGGUUCGCAUCUACUUCUCCAUGGACUCAUACAACCUAUUUCUAUUCGAACCUUUACUGAACUUGACGAUUAUGAGACUAGCUUCCCUUUGGCGCGUCACUGCGAAGUAGUAGAGUGGUCGAGGCGUCACUCUGAACAUAGUCAAUCACUUGUCCGGUGCUUCGGGUCUCUUGUCGAGCCUGCAGAGCCAAAGACAAGAAAUGAACAAACAGAGGUGGAGACUUAUAAGAAGCCGCCCCAGCAUGGGGAUUUCUGUGCCGAUUAUCGUUUCUGGGAAACAGAAGAAGAAUUACGAGAGGCACUACAGCAUGCUUACUUCCUAUUCCUGGGCACUGAAAGUGAUACUGAUCCUCUUUGGAUCGAUGGGAUUGUGUUGAAGCCUCGACCGGGACACUUCAAUGACACAAAAUGCUCGUAUGAGAGAAUUGGCUGGCUUCGAUACUGUACUCUAGAGUCGGUGACGGAAUCAGAAUGGACGCCUCGGGGUACUAAAUCAAUAGUGACUCUCUUCUGA